This is a messenger RNA of Ooceraea biroi (clonal raider ant), 2042 nucleotides long. RefSeq names its product Actin-related protein 3 (gene Arp3). NCBI's taxonomy places the organism in Eukaryota, Metazoa, Arthropoda, Insecta, Hymenoptera, Formicidae. The record is from RefSeq and is a predicted model, not a curated record.
UACGCGCUCCGAGAGGCGUGGUAUCGGUCAAGCGCGGUGGCUUGAUGGUUAGCCACGACCGUCGUCGGCACGGUGUCUGUGUUUCGCCGGGAUAAGCGGUCGUCGCGGAGGCCGGAAUCAUGCUCGGACGUCUGCCUGCGUGCGUCAUCGACGUAGGCACAGGGUAUACGAAGUUGGGGUUCGCUGGCAAUAAGGAGCCUCAAUUGACUAUACCAUCAGCGAUUGCGAUCAAAGAAACGGCCAAGGUUGGUGACAAUAAUGCCAGGCGAAUCACAAAGGGCGUGGAAGAUUUGGACGCUUAUAUUGGGGACGAAGCCUUCGAGGCCACCGGAUAUUCAGUUAAAUAUCCUGUGAGACAUGGAUUGGUGGAGGACUGGGACUUGAUGGAGAAGUUCUUGCAGCAAUGCAUUUUUAAAUACCUCAGGUCAGAACCCGAAGAUCACUACUUCUUGCUGACGGAACCGCCACUGAACACGCCGGAAAAUCGCGAGUACACGGCGGAGAUCAUGUUCGAGUCUUUUAACGUACCGGGACUUUACAUAGCUGUGCAGGCUGUUCUCGCCUUGGCAGCUUCAUGGACAGCUAAGAACGUGGAGGACCGCACCUUGACGGGCGUCGUCGUUGACAGUGGAGACGGUGUUACUCACGUGAUUCCAGUAGCGGAGGGUUUCGUCAUAGGCAGUUGUAUAAAGCACAUUCCCAUCGCCGGUCGUGACAUUACCUAUUUUAUACAAAGCUUGUUGAGAGAACGGGAGAUCGGCAUACCACCCGAGCAAUCACUGGAGACGGCGAAGUCGAUCAAAGAGAAAUACUGUUACAUAUGCCCGGAUAUAUCGAAAGAGUUCGCCAAAUACGACAGCGACCCCACGAAGAUCAAGAAGUACGAGGGCGUUAACAGUAUCACGAAGCAACCGUUUGUUGUGGAUGUUGGAUACGAGAGGUUCCUUGGACCGGAAAUAUUCUUUCAUCCGGAAUUUUCCAAUCCGGAUUUUACAACACCGCUUAACGAAAUAGUCGAUGAUGUGAUCCAAAACUGCCCAAUCGAUGUAAGGAGACCGUUAUACAGUAAUAUCGUACUAUCGGGAGGCUCUACCAUGUUCAAGGACUUCGGUAGACGGCUGCAACGCGACAUCAAAAAGAUCGUCGAUACGCGACUGAAGCUCAGCGAGACGCUAAGCGGCAGUCAUAUUACGCCAAAACCGAUAGACGUACGCGUGAUAUCGCAUCACAAGCAGCGCUGCGCGGUGUGGUACGGCGGUGCGUUGUUGGCCAGCGACCCAGAAUUCUACACGGUCUGUCACACGAAGAAGGCUUACCAAGAAUGCGGUCCUGGUAUCUGUCGUUACAAUCCCGUGUUUCAUAGUAUGGUUUAAAAGUAAUAAACAAGAUCAGCACGCCGAUUGAAAUAAUUCCCAGCGAGUGUUGUCAUUCACUAGUGUAAGUCUCUGCCGGGCGAUUUUCUUCCGCCUUCACUUGACGGCCGCGGAAAGCAAUUAAUAAUAAUAAUUCGAGGAUUCCGAAUCGCUUGUAAGAAAGACUUAAUCUCCUGUACUUCUUUUUAUAAAAUUCUACUGGUGUAUUUGAGUUUGGAGUGCGAGUCCACGACGUUGCGCGAAUUAAUGUAACAGCGUUUUAUUCGUAUCUUUUAUAUUCGGUGCAAUGAUCGUUCGCGAUAUAUGAACGAUAUACAUGUAUACAGUGUACAUGAGAUGCAUAUAUAGGAUUUACAGCGUAUUCCAUCUACUGCAAUAUAGAUACUUCCACCAUAUUUCCAACGCGUACACAUAUAUACACGAUAACUUUUGAUGUUACAAUGAUCGCUGAUCGAUUUAAUUGCGUGCACGAUGAUGGCGGUAUUGCCAUACAUAUUCAGAAAUUACUUGACUCUCCACCGAUGAAAACUCCGGAUUUGAUAUCGCAGCCACUUCUUUAUACGUAAAAUUAAAUGAUCCUGAAAUGAUCCCUACUGGAUCACUGCUAUCUGCUAUCAGUUAUUUGUAUGUUCUUAUAUUUCGUAUAUUAUUAAAACUGCACAAUUUCUA